AUGUCCAACCCUCGUCACAAGCCGGGUGCAGUCGUCGUGGCCGUGUCGUACUCACUGAUCAUCACCACCCUCGCCUUUGCCAUUGCCAGAUUCUACACCACGUUCCGGCGGAGACAAGGCUUCAAACUCGGCGACUGGCUCUUUCUGUGUGCAAAUAUCAUAGGCCUCGCACAGAGCAUCGUUGUCGAUCGUGCUGUACAAAAGGGCCUCGGCCAUCACAUUAACGAGCUGUCAGCGUCGCAAGUCGAUGCUUACUUCAAGUUCCUCUACAUAUCGCAACUGCUCUCCAUUGCUGUUCAAGGGCUCUCGAAAGCCUCAGUUGUUAUCUUGAUUUCGAAGCUUGACAACAAGAAGACGACGAGGCAGCAAUGCUAUAUCAUCCAUGGGCUGACUGCGUUCUGGGUUCUGUUCUCUGUCCUCACAGUCGCUUUCCAGUGCGGCUUCCCCAGCCCAUGGGUCUUCAGCAAGUCGAAAUGCACGGCGGGAGGUAAUCUUUACUACGUGGUGAUCGUCUUGAACAUCAUUACGGAUGCUAUCAUCUCGACGUUUUUCCUACCCGUGAUAUGGAAGCUACAGAUGUCGAAACGAGAGCGCACCAUCGUCAGCACCAUCUUUGCUUCUCGACUGAGUGUCUGCGCCACCUCAAUCGGCGAAUGCGUCGUCCUAGGCUCUUAUCUGAACUCCACCGACUUCACCUUCAAGGCCGUCGCGCCCGCCAUCCUCGCCGCCGUGACCAUGAACCUCUCCAUCCUCACCGCCGGCAUCCCCAACGUGCACCGCUUUCUCGCGGACCUGCAAACCGGCCAAAUGGGCACGCGCCUGACCGAAGACCAGAUCGAGUCGUCGGGCGCCGGCUCGCGCCAGCGCUCCUACUUCUCGCGCUCGGGCGGCAAGAACUCAAAGUCCUCCAACAGCGGCCUCUCGCUGAAGCUGACGCCCAUCCACCGGGGCGGGGUGACGACGACGUGCACGACGAACGAGGGGGGCGAGGGGCAGGGGAGGGGCCAGCGGGAUGAGGUGGAUGAGGACGGGAGCACGAGCAGCUUGAAGCGGAAUGUGGUCAUGCAGACACGGGAAAUUUCGGUGGAUUAUGAGAGUAAUCCGGAUUAUAGGGGUGGGGAGAGUGUCGAGGGAGGGGGAAGGAGGAGGGUGUGAUGGGGCUGUGAAGGCCUUU
Messenger RNA from Mytilinidion resinicola, 1174 nucleotides. RefSeq lists its product as uncharacterized. Bases 1 to 1155 code for a protein of 384 amino acids. NCBI's taxonomy places the organism in Eukaryota, Fungi, Ascomycota, Dothideomycetes, Mytilinidiales, Mytilinidiaceae. The record is from RefSeq and is a predicted model, not a curated record. The transcript has 5 exons.